Messenger RNA from Amphimedon queenslandica, 2416 nucleotides. RefSeq names its product E3 ubiquitin-protein ligase TRIM71-like. Gene Ontology annotation, molecular function: protein binding; zinc ion binding; ubiquitin protein ligase activity. Gene Ontology annotation, biological process: protein polyubiquitination; proteasome-mediated ubiquitin-dependent protein catabolic process. The record is from RefSeq and is a predicted model, not a curated record. Bases 94 to 2217 code for a protein of 707 amino acids. NCBI's taxonomy places the organism in Eukaryota, Metazoa, Porifera, Demospongiae, Haplosclerida, Niphatidae. The transcript has a single exon.
UCAAACAGAUUUUUAUCACCUUUUGCGUGGGCGAGAUUUCAUAUAUAAACCAUCUCCCGGCAAAAUCUGCGCAGAUUCAUUAAGGACACAAAGAUGGAGAACAGGUCACUGACAUUCUCUACAACAAACGGUCACUCUUCUCCUCCGAACGAGGGACGACCAUUCUCUUAUGGCCUGGCCAGGAGCACAUCGACCAGUACUAGUGGAAAAUAUCCUCCGCCAGUAAUGCGCCGGGCCACUACCUCAGAGGUUGGCGUUACGAGCCAUGGAUAUCAUGUUCCCACGUCUCCUAUCUCCCGGACUCCUCCAGGCAGCACUGGGUCUACCAAUCCUUCCGAUGGCUCUCCUGUAUCUCGCGGUAGUCACUGUGGAAGCUUCAAACAGAGCGACUCUGGCUUCCUUGAUAAUGCCGUCCCUCCGUCUCUCUCUGCCAACACGAGUUCAUUCGUUAGCUCACUGGCAAACGCUGGCUCCGAGUGUCCCAAGCAUUCCCAGGAAGCACUCAAGUAUUAUUGUCAGCUUCACGAUGAGCUCGUCUGUGCUGACUGCCUUGCAAUGGAGCCUAGGCAUCAGGGCCACACUCACACCAGGGCUGAGGAUUUGGCUAGCUCCUAUCGCUCCAGCCUCCUCUCCCAGCUACAGCCUUUGCAGGAAAUGUCCAUCGAAGCCUCUGCAGCUCUUAAGAGCAUGGCAGCGAGAAGAAAAGAAAUAAGUGAGAACGAGGAGACUGUCAAAGAGUCCAUCAAGAUGACUGUCCUUCAGCUACACAGGCAGCUGGACUCGAGGGAAAGAGAACUCAUUGAAGAGGCAGAGAAGAUAAGCCAACAGAAGCUACAGCAUCAUGAUGCACACCAGGACCACUUGCAACGACUCACCACCGAAAUGCAACAGGUAGUUGAUUCCGUGAGCGUAGCAGCUAACGAUAACACAAACAUCAUCCUCUGCCACCACAAGCAGCUCAGUGAGUGGGUAUUGGAAAGUACUAGAAAAUACCAGUCCCUCCCAAAGGAGGUAUUCACUCCCCUCCAGGGGCCCAAUAUUAGCUUUGUCCCCGAUGCUGGCGUAUUGGAAAUGUGUCAAACGAUCGGCUCUGUCACCGAGAGACAAGCCGACCCUCAAAGAUGCUACAUAGAUGAGUCCAGCAUUAAGAACCUGACGGUGAAUCAGGACUGCGUACUACGACUGGUGAUACACGAUAAAGAUGGGAAGCCUUAUACCACCCAUGUGAAAGGAAUCAAGGCAGAGGCUGUAUCAACUUCCACUGGAUCACAGCUAGACGUAAGCAUAGAGCAAGAUCAAACAAAGAAGCACCAGUACAAUAUAAGUAUGGUCCCUCAGGAAGCUGGCACGUACGUUGUGAAGGUCAAAAUCAGCAAUACCCUUAUCCAGAACUCGCCAAUAACACUAAAUGUGGGCUCUGUAGUUCAUGGGACUUUAGUUGGAGAUAUUAAAGGAGUUCUUCAACCUUAUGGUAUCACUGUUAGCCCAAGUGACGAGAUUGUCGUCGUAGAGAAUGGAAAGGAUUGCGUGAGUCUGUAUCGCUCUGACGGGAAACUUUUAAAGAGCUACAGUGGCAAAGGAAAGUUAAAGUUUAAUCGUCCCCGCGGGAUCACCAUAACUCCAUCAAACAUGCUCCUAGUCACUGACGAUGAAGGAAUCAAGCAAUGCACUCUUGAAGGAAAACACAUGACAGCAUUCGGUAAGAUUGGUAGCGGUCCACUUGAAUUCAGUUUCCCUUGUGGACUGGGAGUCAGUAACGAUGGAAAGAUCUAUAUAUGUGACACAUUCAAUCACCGCAUUCAAGUUCUUAAUAUAGACCUCACUUUUCACCAUUAUCUUGGCAUUGAGGGCGCUCCACCAGCAAAGCUUGUGCAACCGUACGACAUUGCUUUUGACAGCAGUGGGAAGAUCUUUGUCGCGGAUUACAGUGACCACAGCGUCAAGAUGUUCACACCUCAAGGUGGGUUUAUCGGGCAAAUAACAAGCAAAGGAGAAAACGAAGUACUGAAAAACCCAGUUUCUGUCCACGUCAACAAGAAUGACCAUGUUUUUGUCGGGGAGGAGAAAAACUCUGGUCUCUCUGUGUACGAUUCCAGUGGGAAGUAUCUGACCAUGAUACCAGUUCGAUCUUCAGGAGCGUACGGUAUAUCCAGUGACAGCGAAGGCUGUGUGUAUAUUAGUGACAGGGCCAACAGAAGAGUUCAAAUAUUUAAGUAACUAUAAACACUUUUGGAAUUAUUCUAUUAUUAAAUUAUUUUAUUAUUUUUAUUAUUAAUUGUUUAUUAUUAUUUUUCAACAGUUUGAGUGCCACCUACAUGUAUGUGUGUUCUUCUCCCUCUCUCUUCCUUCUCUCUACCACCUCUCUCUCUCACAAUGAGUGUAGUAUUUCUUCCAUAUUAAGCUAUUCAUAUAAAAA